This is a messenger RNA of Caenorhabditis sp. 36 PRJEB53466, 5309 nucleotides long. The record is from the annotation of a GenBank genome assembly. NCBI's taxonomy places the organism in Eukaryota, Metazoa, Nematoda, Chromadorea, Rhabditida, Rhabditidae.
AUGUCCGGUCGCUACGGCAGAGGCCGUCCGUCGGUCCGCGAAUCGUCCGUUAUGCCUUCAGAAGUCUCCCACAAGUACGACGCCUACAUCGAGGCAAGGAGAAACUAUCUGGAACAAUCGGAAAGCGAAGAGGACGUCGAGAUUCGGACCAUUCUGCGAAGACCGCAGCAAAGUUAUUUGAGGAGAACCGGUGAGAAGAGUCCCCUCAAUUAAGUGCCUUCUAUUUUCCAACCUGUCCACUCGUUACACCCGUUAUUCGCUCGGAACGCUUGUGUGUAAUGCACGUCCGUUUCCCGCGCAUUCUCUCGGAUUUCACCCCCACCUGCCCGCACUUUCUAUCCAUUUUCAUUCCGGAAAUAUCAGAAUCAGAAUCCCCUAUUCAUCUGUCGUCCAAAUAUUUACUUUUUUUUCCGUGUGUCCGCCUUUUUGCGAGUUGGCAUAAUCAUAAUCAGCAAACAGCUUAUAACUCAUUAACACAGUCCUUCUCUCCGUUUUCUCCGAAUUCAUUCGUUUGCACUCAUCGCAUGUUUCAGCAUGGUUUCCAAUCCAAUCUCCGUCUUCCGUGCUAGAAAUCAACAGGACAAGAAGUCGAAAAAGGCCGUGGGUGAGUGGGAAUCGGUCCUUCGUCCUUAUCUACGUCAUCAUCUUCGAUGAGCCCGUUGUCGGCUUUUCACUCUUCUCUCUCCGCUCCGUUUCCCACACACUCUUUCUCUGUUUUUGGCAGCUCGUCAGCUCUCCUCUCCUUCUUCUUCUUCUCUUUCUUCUUCUAUUUCUUUUCACUCGGCGCAUCCUCCUGUUUCUUCCUAUUUUUUAUUAGCCAAGUUAUUGAGAAGUAAGCAAAAUUGAAUGGAAACGCGCGAAAUUGUGUGUGAGUUGUUUGACAAACCCGCGCGGUGUCUCAAGAGUAAACAGAGGGCACAACUCGUGGAUGUUUCAGUCUCGACGAGCAGCGAAGAGCAGCAGCCGCCACAGCCGACCACAAUGGUUCUUAUCCCGACAGUCACCGUUCAGGCAAGUGCGCUCCGUUGAUAACCACAGGGAAUAUUUGGAAUCCCCCCCUCAUUUUCACUCUUUUCGAGUGAUUUCUCUGAUCAUUUCAGGAAGCUCCGAAAGAAGUGGAAAUUCCCAAGGAGCCAGAAGCCAAUCCUUCAGGCUCUGCCGUCCAGGAAAUCCACGUGGAGGGCCCGAAAGAAGAAGAAGAAGAGCUCAAGCCCGAACCACACAUCGAUGAACAACCAGCAUGCUCAGUUUGCACAAAAGUUAAAGAAUUUGUGAAACCGUUAUAUGAAAACGUGAAAUCAAAGUGUCAAAAUACUGUGGAACGACUACUGGACCCCUCCCUCCACACCACCAUCCGCACGGAAUUCCUGUUAGUUUUACUGGCGCCCGGCCUCCGUUACCGAUUGCCAUUUCAGCCAAUACCUCCCUUGUUUCGCCUUCGCCGUUGCCGUCUUCUUCGUCGGAAUAACAUUCAUUUCAGCUUUCAAAGUUCUUAGCAACCCAAUUCAGCAGGAGCCCACCUUCUUCUGCAGGUGAAUUUCUCUAGCCAAAAACCGGAAAAAUGAUAAAUUUUUUUGCAGAACCUUUUCUCGUCCGUUCGCUCCACUUUUCGAUGCUCUUUGUGCUCCAGAACCAUACGUUUUCGCUGAUGAACUUCCGAAAGUGAUGGGCGGAUUAGUGGAUGAGAUACUUUUGAGUGAGUGGAAGCCAUGUCUAAUGUGUUCGAAACACUUCUUCCGAUUCCAGAUAUUGUCCAGUUCUAUCGCACCGUUCUCAAAGGGUUCACCGUCUUCGGCACUCUUUUCACUGCAAUUUGGCAUGGACUUUCCGAGAAUGUUUGUCCCUAAUUUCCUUGUUUCACUAAAAAUUUCGAGUCGUUCAGGUCUUCUUCGGAUUCCAUGAGCUUGGAGAGAAUAUGGGCGAGAACAUCAGUUAUCUACUCCGUUUCAUCGUUCAAUUCUUCCAACAAAUCAUCUACCUCUUCUUUUCCUCCCUCGCCACUAUAGCCGGGACGGUUGCAGGAGUAUUCACAUCGCUCCAUGAUUAUUUGGAACCUCAACGUCACAAUUGAAUAUUCUCUUGAUGUACAUAGAUUUAUUGAACUUCCGUUUAGCCUUUAUCUAAUUCACUUAACUCGCCGCCGUCUGUAGUCAUCUCUCCUGAAGUGUCUUCCCCCCGCAUGAUCCCUCGUUUUCUCACUUAACCUGUAAUUUGCCUCUUUCUCAUCUUUCCACCUCUUUUCAGGGCCGCUGAUUCUCAUUUGGUUAAAUACAGACUGCCUAUGUACUAAUUGACAUUUUUCAUUGAAUUUAUAAUAAAUCAUUUGCAUAAUCACUCGUUUGAGCACUGCACUUAUAAAUAAACAAAAAAGUGAACGAUUUCUGUUUUUUUUCAGUUGUUUCACUAAUUUCUUCGACUUAUUCACAACUACAUUGUAGCCGUCUCGUCGCAAUUCAAAUUGCUGCGCAUUUGCACGCAGCGAGGUUUAAAGGCGCACGCGGUCUCCCUGCUGUGAGGUCUUGCAACGACACUUGGCACACAGCCAACUGCACUGGCUUUCGAUCGAUUCGCACGCGAUUUCUGCGCCUCCAGACUCCAGAUUUGGCUCUUUUCUGCGUCACAAAGUUUCCGAUUUGUGGCCAAGCGAAAAGAGAGCCGCCCCCUGCCUUCCGAAGUCACUGCCGACGCCUUCUUUCGCUGAAAUUCGAGUCCCGGACGACGAUAUUUGGCCAUUUCAAUCAACUAUUCCGCACGCGUACCAAGUCCAAGAUCCCACACCUCUUUUCGUUUGUUUCCGUCUCGCUUUUCUGAGUAAUAAUGGUACGCGUGUGCAGAGUAGUACCCAAAGAGUGAGGAUUUCAUAUUUUUUCAUACUCGCAGCUUUUCUGGAGGCGGUUUCUUUCUUCCGUACAACUUUCACUGCUCGGAUUUCGAAAUCUAACCUCCAUGAACGCUGUUUGUGUUUGUCAUUUUAUAUUUUCAACAACAUUGGGUAUAUUUUUGUCCGACAUUUGUGGUCAUUGCAUUGAUUAUCCGUUUCACCGCCUCCAUUCCUUCCUCUCUGAAAAUUAGGACCUCUCGUGUCUGUUGGCGGUUGAGAGUGCAGUUUGAAUGAGUUAACCUUCAAAGAGUCACUGCAGUCACUGCCCUACACGGUUUCAGUUAGGAGUAACCGAUUGAAACUUGUUUCUGUCCAUAAAUCUUCGUACCCGAUUUCCAUAUUUUCUUUCCAGCUGGACGAAGUUUGCACCUCUCGGAGAUGUCAUUCCACGAACCCGAUUUGUCGUCUUCAAAACUCCCAUCAAUAGUCCCCUUUCAACGAGAAUCGAGAAAGAGCAGAGGUUUACGACAAGUGAUUUGUUUCGAAAGGUAACAAAUCGGAAUUUUUGCUGAUAAUCAAUCUCUGUUUAAUUCCAGAUAGGGGAGCGUGGUCAAUAUCUUGGGCUAGUUGUCGAUUUGACGGAUACCGACAGGUACUAUGACAAAGAAGACAUUACCGGAUUGUGUAUUCAAUACGAGAAGGUCAACUGUCCCGGAAGAGGGUAAGUCUUACUAAAUUUGUAGAUCUAAAGACCUUUAUUAUUCAGAUUCAUCGAAAGAGACGAAUGUGUGGAAUCAUUCAACCAGGCCAUUCAAGAGUACACUGACAAGUGCGAAGACAAAGAAGCCUUGAUUGGGGUGCACUGUACGAACGGAAUCAACCGUUGCGGAUACCUUAUCUGCCGGUUUCUCAUUGAGCGAUUAGGAUGGAGUUCGCACGAAGCCAUUGAUGCAUUCGAACAAGCCAGGGGCUACUCGAUAGAAAAAGGAGCUUAUGUGAUGGCGCUUCACAAAGCUGCCAAAGAUUCGCGAAACAAACGAGCUGACUCUGACUCUGAUUCAUCUGAAAGAAGGAGAAAGAAGAAGAACAAGAGAAAGCACCGCGAAGAGGAUAACAUUCAUAUGAUAAAUGCUAUUCUCGGCGAGUUGGGACAACAGACUGCCACGGUAUCCGGUACAUACCAUGCCUCUCCAAAUGGUAUUGCGACUCCGGAAACUGGUCCACCACAGCCGCAACAACAGCAUUGGGGAUUCGCCAUCAAAGUAAGAGUUUUUGCUUUGAGCAUUACUAGUUUAUUUACUUGUAGAGAUCUAAAUAUUCACAACUCAACCAGCCCGCACCGAUUACUGGAGCAGGAACGCCACCGGAGUCAAAAGAAGGAAACACGCCACAGGAAGACGAAGAAAUUGAAGAAGAAUAUGAAGGAAUGGAAGAGGAAAUCGAAGUGGAGCCGGGAAAAGGGCAGUCGGUAUCAUCAAAACGACGUGCUCGGAGGAACAGAAUGCAAAACGUACUGAAGGUUAUGGCUCGUGGAAAGUUCCAUGAGAUCCAGGCAAUGCGCGAGGAAGUGGCACUGACUCAUGGAAACGCUCGAGAUUAGCAACAUUCACCUAUCCAUUUUUAGAAUUUAAAAUUCAUUUGCUCAAUCGCGUUCUGUCUCUAAUACGUUCUCUCCCGAUCAAACUUUCCGAUCUUCAAUUGUACGUUCAUUAUCUCGAUCAUUUGGACAAGCCUACUUUGUUCUUGAUUCUGUCUAAUUUGAAAUACCAAACCAAUAAUGAAUCUUGUGAUUAUACCAUUAUAUGGGUCUUCUAACACUUCUAGGUCAUUUGAAUACACAAUACCUUCUUCACGGGCAGUAACUUCUCACCUCUUCGGCACUGUCGCACUUUCAGAUGAGUUCGGAAAACGUGGGAUUCUCACUCCGUCAAGGCACAGUUCUAAACAAUAAAAAGACGUUUAGAGUUCCUUUCAAGGUACAUUAGCAUCUGGAGAACUGUUUUCAGCAGAUUAUUCAGGUGUCAUGCAUGUGCUUCAGUCCGCAAAACGACCUGAUCGCUCUCGGUUCAAAGUCCGGAGAUGUCAUGUUGAAGAGGACGACGUGGAAAAUGAUUUGGAAGGUAAUCGGUAACACAGACGGAACAUUGAGUAGUGGUAAUGUUUGCAGGCAAGUGUGGGCAUGGUCCCGGCAGUUGGGGCGGACUGCACCAGCGAAAGUUCGGUAACCGCAUUGGAUUUCUCGCCGGACGGAAGAUUCGUCGCGGCCGCUACCAACAAGGGACUCGUCCAUCUUUUGGACGUCGAGUUGGGAAAAGUCAGAUAUUCAGUGAAGUAGGAUCCAAGUAGGAAUCGUAACAGAGAAAGAAAACUGUAAUUUCAGAAUAGCGAACGAAGCGACGAUUACCAGAUUGAAUUGGGCGAGUGCUCGCGAGGAAUCGUUCUCCAAUGUCUUCGAGGAGUUCGGAUUCUGUCCUUACACAAAAAGUGA